AUGACAAGUGCGCGUAACACGCCGCCGGGAGUAUACGGUAUCCGAUGGGAAAGUGGGGAAAAUGUUGGACAUGAUGAAAGAGGAGUUGACAGAAGAAGCCUCCACUCAUCCCGUCAAACGCUCUCCGACUCGAAGGAGUUCUACAAAUCAGCCGGCUGUCGUUGGCUUCGUGCCGUCCGUCUCGGUGAUGCGACGACGGUAAAGAAGAUGUUGGAGGACAAGCCAGAACUGGCAAACUACGCUCCAAACUACGGUCCUCUGGCUCUUCACAUGGCUACCGUUCGCUCCGAUCGAUCAAUCAUUGUGUUGUUGGUGUCGAAAGGUGUGGACGUGGAUGCAAGGGAUCCGGCAGGUUACACGAGCCUUCAGCUGGCAAUUCGACGCGGCGACCCAUCGUUGGCCCACUUUCUGAUCUCGCACGGAGCGAACUUGGAGCUAACCGAUCCGGACGGUCGUCACAUCACCGAUUACGAUGAGUGGAGUGAGGAGGAUCAGAUGGCGGCGGAGAAGUUGGUUUAUGGAAAACCACUGCUCCGUCCGAAAGCGCACUCGUUCGUCGGCUCCCCAUCAUCAGCUUCCAUCAAAAGUUCCAACUCAAUCCGUCCGCCACGACCGUCUUCAACUCCUGACAACUCGAUGUUAUGUGAAAGUGAGCACAGGAUGAAACGAGACAAAAAACGGAGCUCCUGGAAGUCGUUUUUCGAGAAGACGCCGAUAGUGAAGAAGUUUGGAUCCAUUUCGAAGGCAUAA
Molecule: messenger RNA, 750 nt
Organism: Caenorhabditis remanei
Lineage: Eukaryota; Metazoa; Nematoda; Chromadorea; Rhabditida; Rhabditidae
Exons: 6
Coding region: 1-750 (249 amino acids)
Molecular function (GO): protein binding
Source: RefSeq, a predicted model, not a curated record